ACCAUAAACACUGUAUCAGAGGUCAUUCGAGGGUGCCAGAUGAAUCAAGACUACUUUGCCUCUGUAAAUGCACCUUCUAAUCCACCAAGGCCUGCAAUUGUGGUACUUCUGAUGUCCAUGGUGAAUGAACGGCAGCCUUUCGUGCUACGUUGUGCUGUUCUCUAUUGUUUCCAGUGCUUUCUCUACAAAAACCAAAAAGGCCAAGGAGAAAUCGUGUCAACACUUCUACCAUCUACUAUUGACGCUACAGGUAACUCUGUCUCAGCUGGUCAGCUGCUCUGUGGAGGCCUCUUUUCCACGGACUCCCUCUCUAACUGGUGUGCUGCUGUGGCCCUGGCCCAUGCAUUGCAGGAGAAUGCCACUCUGAAAGAACAGCUCCUUAGAGUUCAGCUUGCCACCAGCAUCGGCAAUCCACCUGUGUCACUGCUGCAGCAGUGCACCAACAUCCUCUCACAGGGCAGCAAAGUCCAGACCAGGGUUGGACUUCUGAUGUUACUUUGCACUUGGCUCAGCAACUGCUCCAUUGCUGUCACCCACUUCCUUCACAAUCCAGCCAAUAUACCUUUUCUCACAGGGCAGAUAGCUGAAAACCUAGGAGAAGAGGAGCAGCUUGUCCAAGGCCUGUGUGCACUUUUGCUUGGCAUUUCCAUCUACUACAAUGACAAUUCCCUUGAAAAUUACAGGAAAGAGAAGCUGAAACAACUGAUUGAGAAGAGGAUUGGCAGGGAGAACUUCAUUGAGAAGCUUGGCUUCAUUAGCAAACAUGAACUUUAUUCCAGAGCUGCUCAGAAACCCCAGCCUGGUUUUUCUAGCCCAGAGCACAUGAUGUUUGAUCAUGAAUUCACCAAGCUUGUGAAGGAAUUGGAAGGUGUCAUAAGUAAAGCUAUUUACAAGUCCAGUGAGGAAGAUAAAAAGGAGGAGGAGGUCAAGAAGACAUUAGAACAGCAUGACAACAUUGUGACUCAAUACAAAAAAGUCAUCAGAGAGCAGGACCAGGAGCUUGAAGAACUGAAACAACGAAUUACCGCUUUAAUGUCUCAAAAUGAACAGCUCCAAGCAACAGUUACCCAGCAAGUGUCACAGAUCCAACAGCAUAAGGACCAAUAUAAUCUCCUUAAAGUACAGCUAGGAAAGGACACUCAACAUCACAAUUCUCAUGGGGAUACGUUUCAGAUGAAUGGCAUUCAGACAGAAGAAGUGAGCAAACUGAAAGAGGAGUUGGAAGAAUGGAAAAACAAGCAUGAGCUGCUGCAAGGGCAGAUAAGGGAAAAGGAUUUUCUGAUUGAAAAAUUGAAGUCUUCACAGUUGGAAAUGGGAACAACAGAGCUGUCUUCACAGAGCAGCAGAUCUGGUGGCUUGGAGCACAAAAAUGAACUACAAGAGGAGUUAGAAAUACUCAGGAGUCAACUACAACUACAGUCUGCAGAAAUCUCUCAGCUUCAGCUAGAGAAUCAAAAGCUUCGAGUAAUGAACACAACUGCAGACCCUGUGUUAGGAGACAGUGGUGACGCAGUAGGAAACAGCUGUGAAAUGGAGGGACAACUUCAGCAAGAAAUCAAAGAAUUGAAGAGUGAAGUCAAAGCCCUUUCUGAGGAAAAAGAAUCACUAAAGCAGCACCUCGAUUCAUCCAGCAGUACAGUUGCUAUCUUGCAAGAUGAGAAAAGUAAACUUCAGCAAGAAGUUGCAGAAUCAAAGAAAGAACAGGAUGAUCUUCUGGUGCUUUUGGCUGACCAGGACCAGAAACUAUCUGCACUGAAGAUCAAAUUGAAAGAUCUUGGUGUACCGGUUGAAGAUGAAGAUGAUAUUGAGUCUGGAGAUCAAGGGGAUGAAGAUGAGGAUGUGGAGGAAGAGGAGCAGGACUAG
Messenger RNA from Nestor notabilis (Kea), 1863 nucleotides. It is a transcript of the gene USO1, whose product is annotated as USO1 vesicle transport factor. The annotation marks the transcript as partial. The transcript has 14 exons. Gene Ontology annotation, cellular component: endoplasmic reticulum; Golgi stack; ER to Golgi transport vesicle membrane. Gene Ontology annotation, biological process: transcytosis; vesicle fusion with Golgi apparatus; endoplasmic reticulum to Golgi vesicle-mediated transport. The record is from RefSeq and is a predicted model, not a curated record. Lineage: Eukaryota; Metazoa; Chordata; Aves; Psittaciformes; Psittacidae.